Pseudophryne corroboree (corroboree frog) is the source of this 1725-nucleotide messenger RNA. RefSeq names its product sialic acid-binding Ig-like lectin 10. The record is from RefSeq and is a predicted model, not a curated record. Lineage: Eukaryota; Metazoa; Chordata; Amphibia; Anura; Myobatrachidae. The transcript has 10 exons. Bases 1 to 1611 code for a protein of 536 amino acids.
AUGAUCACCAGCCUUGACAAAGAGAACGAACUCGAAACGCAUUGGAUGGAAAGAGCCUUUACCUGCUUGGAUUGUUUUCUGCACGAUCGAGGAGGAGACUUACACGAUCAACCUGAGAUCUCUCCAGUGAAGAGUUUGGUUGCUGGUAAAGAGGUGACACUUACCUGCACGAGUCCUGGACGAUGUGCUGGAUAUCCUCCAAUUAUCACAUGGACAGGAGUACAGGGGAGUUCUACAGAUUUCCAGUCUAAUUAUACAGAUGGUAACAGGACAUACUUCUCCAACUUCACAUUCAUAGCUGGGCAGAGAGACAACCAGUCACCACUCACCUGCACUGUGACAUUCCAGCCCAGCAUGGUGACAACCAGAAAGACGGUUAUUUUACAUGUUGAAUAUCCUCCUUCAAUAAAAAUCACCAUUGGAGAGAUUGUCACAAAUGAAAGCAUACCUUUUAUUGUGAAGAAAGGAGAAAGCAUAAGCAUGCAUUGCACAGUGGACAGUAACCCAAAGGCUAUCAUCAAGUGGAUUAUGGGAGGACAAGAAAAAAAUGGUACAUUAAAUGGAAAUGAACUAACCUAUGAACUGAAGAACAUUGGACUCAGUGAUGCUGGAAUAUACUUCUGCUCAGCAUGGAAUGUGCAAGGGGUGGCUAACAAAGGAGCUGAAAUCAUUGUACAAUAUCCCCCACGAACACCAAAGAUCAUCUGUUCCAUGGCUAAGAGCACAAACUGUAUCAUGGAAGAUUCUAAUGUUACAUACGCUCUAGAGGGAUCCACUCUCUCUCUUCUCUGCUCUGCAGAAAGUUCUCCAGCAGCUACUGUGUUCUGGAUAAAGCCGGAUCAUCACAUUAUUCCACCUCUUUCUUCGGGGCAACUCAACCUCCCCAACAUAUCACUCAGUGAGGAAGGAUCAUAUACCUGCCAAGCUAAUAACACUCAUGGGAUGUCAGAUGCUUCAGUCAUCAUCAAAGUGACAUAUAAACCGAAAACAUUAGCAGGUGAAAAUUCCACUUGCCUGCAGGACAAAAACAACAUUGAGUGUACUUGUAAAAUCCAGUCAUUUCCACUGGCAGUCCUGCAAUGGAAGAUUGAUGAGAAACUCUAUACGUCUUCCUAUAAUGAAAAAGACCUUAAUAUUUCCACUGUGACAUUAAACGCAGUGACGAAUAGCACUCUGAAAGUAAGCCUGCCCAGUGUUCUGCAGAUACAGUGCUUGGCGUCCAAUAACUAUGGGCAGCUGAGUCUUCUUCUGCUGAGUAACACUCCAUCGGCCUCGAAUGCCCUGGCAAUUGGUGCAGCUUGUGGGGUCAUUUUCAUUGUUGUUCUGUUCAUAGCAGGCUUCCUAAUAAUACAGUACAUUAGAAAGAAAACAUUACAGCCGAAGUCUGAAGACAAGAAGGAGUUCAACACUAUUGACAGUAAUGCCAUUUACAGCAAUACGGAAUAUUGUAAUGGAGCCCAUACGCCUCAGCAGCCUCCAACCGAAGACGAAGGAUCAGUGUACAUGAACAGUGAGGAUGUUCAGUAUGUCACUAUUAAUUUCUCUAAGAUGAAAGCUAAAACUGAUGCACCAGAGACUGAGACUGAGUAUGCAGAGAUCAAACGAAAAUAGCUGAUCCCACUUCAAGAGCCGGAAUUUCAAACAGAAUAAUGACCUGCCCCUGGGUUUAGGGAUUGGCUAAAAGGUGUAGAAAAGAAACGGGUCUGGGACUCCAGGUCAACAACA